This is a messenger RNA of Camelina sativa (false flax), 1087 nucleotides long. RefSeq lists its product as uncharacterized. The record is from RefSeq and is a predicted model, not a curated record. NCBI's taxonomy places the organism in Eukaryota, Viridiplantae, Streptophyta, Magnoliopsida, Brassicales, Brassicaceae.
UUGAAGACGAUCUGAUGAAAAUAAAUAAUGUUAAACGAGAAGAAAUAGAGAUGAGAGUAGAACCAUAUGUAUUGUUUUGGAUAGAGCGCUUGUUUCUCUUUCUACUUAUCAUCUUCCCAACAUACCUCUUAGAUCUUACCAUCCCAAUCAUUCUCUUCACUACUCUUUAUGGAAUACCCUUCUUCUUCCUUUGCCGUAAUCUCUAUUCAGUUGGAUCAUCUGGUAUUGGAGGAAUCUGGCUGUUUAUAUUGGACCGCUCUACGUUUUACUUAACCUUUCAGUAUUAUAAACUAUUGGCUGGAGGCUUUGACCUCACCUUCCUUUGGCGUCUCACCAUUGUCCUCUCCUUCGUGAUCCACUCCAUUUACACCGUCGAGUAUCUCCUUACAUCUCAUCAAACCGUACCACCUACUUCACCUCAAUCUAAGAAUGAUCAUAAGACUCCCGGUGACGUGAGCAAUCAAGUGGAGAAGAUGAAUGAGUUAGUGGAAGAUGGGAAGAAGAUGAUGACAUAUAUGGAGAAUAUGAUCCAUUCAAGUCUUGAAACUCAAAGAAAAGAGUGGGGAGAGUUUCUUGAUGAGUUGAGCAAAGAUGGGAAGAAGACCAUGACGAAAUUGGAUGGUAUGAUAUGCGCACAACUUGGAACUCUGAGAGAAAACAUGCGCCUCAGUGUUGACGAGGUAUGGCAAGAGCUCCGAGAUGAGAUGAGGUCUAAAGUCGACGAGAAUGUCAAAGCUUCACGACAAGAUCUUAACAAAGGUAUCAAAUCUAUGGGCGACCAAGUCCGUGAGACCUACCUUGCCAUCGAAGAAACUAUCAAAGCAGCCAAGGCCCACGAGACUUACCUUAUCGACCAAACAAACAGAAGGGUGAUAAGAGGAGAUGACGUUGAAGGAUUUGCCGAGCUGAGGGAGCAAGUGCAGAGAAUGGCAGUGGAGGCUGAGAUUGCUGCAGAAGAGCUCUCACGUGUAACGGUGGAGUUGGUGGAGGAAGGGAUCCAGCAAUGGGAGGAGGACAACUUCGACUAUCUCGCCUCCCUCCCUCUCACGUAUCUCAAUCGUAAUUAAUUAAUUGUUUCUACCCUUUC